UCUCUUCCCAUCCUUCUUUCUUUAUCUCUCUCUCUCUCUCUCUGGAAAUUUGUAAACAACUCAAUAUCGCACGAAGCCAGAGCUGCCAAUUAGUUUUUUUCUCCAGCCAGAUUGGCAUCGCCGUUUUCUUGCAUUUGUGAAAUUUACCAACUAAAAGUAUCCACAACUUUUCCCUCAAUUUCAGCGUAAUAUGUUCGAGGACUAGACAUAUAAGUGGAAAACGAAAGCUAAGAACAUGAUAAACGGCUUGAGCAUUGGCGGUGGUCAGCAGGUGGCGCAGGUGACGCCAGCAGGUGCUGCAAUAAAAUUGCACUUUGCCUACAACAACAACACAAGCAACAAAAAUAACAACAACUACAGUGGCCUUAAAACAGUAGAGCAAAAAAUGAACAACAACAGCAUGACGAGCGGGGUGAUGAAAGUGAUUGAGAAAAUCCGGGAAACAAGUGGAGCAUGUGCAGCAACAGGUGGCGUUCAGAAAUCGAGCAGCAUUAUGGGACUUUCUCCUGCAGAAGAAUCCUUUGCAGGUCUGGAAACCCCAAGGGCAACUAGUUUAAUCCACGAAUCCGGCGGGUCUACGGAAUUUCCAGUGUCCACGGAAAUUUCACCAGGAUCCGUAAAAGCAAGCGAUGCAAAGGCAUCUAUGGUUGGCCAAGGAUCAGGCGGUUUCAUUGACCCUGCAACCCUCCGAGGACUUGCUCCUGUCAUAGGAGUAGGAACACUAAGAGCAGCUAGACAAGGAUCUGGCCGUUUUCUGGAAUACCAAGCAGUGGCUACCGGAUCAGCAACUAGUAUUUCUCAAAUUUGUAAAAAUUCAACUCCUGCGUCUCCCUCGCGGGGAGUUUCACUUGGUUGUGGGGCUCUAAGACCAUUCUACAAAGAUGUAGAGCGUAUUCGCACCCCGAUUGGAGCAAUAGUUUCAAUUCCAAACGGAAUGGCUGCGGUCAAUAGGGUUUCCCAAACAGGAGUAAGCAGUCUUCGCUGGCUGCCCAUGCCCGCCACCAAAGAGAAAACAUCAAAUGGAGAAGAAGCCUAUACAAAAGCUGCGUCUAGCAGAGCGGAAGCACAUGGAUCACUCGAAGAGACAGCCAAACGUGCCUUAGCUAGCCCUCAGCCGCAACGUACCGAGGACCAAGAAAAUGCCUUUCGACGCAUCGAGGAUGUGCACAACUAUGCCAAGCUGCAGGACUAUAGCAGCGACACCGAGGACGAAGACGAGGAUGAGGAAGAAGAGCUCGACGAGGAGGACGAAGACGACGAGGAAGAGGCGCGCAUCCAGGUGCAGUUGCCGUUGCAGCAGGAGGUCACGCGCAUUCGUCGCGAGGCCGCCGAAGAGCACGCAGACGUGGAUGUGGUCACAGUGCCGCUUCAGAAGCACGAACAGGAUCGCCAUUUGGUAGAGCAGCAGCCGCGGCCGCUGCAGCAGGAUCAGCCUGUAGAUACCAUUCGACCAGAGCACCAUGCUCGCCGGCCCAUGAAUGCGUUUCUCAUCUUCUGCAAGCGACACCGCGGCAUCGUCAAGGAGCGCUACAAGACUCUUGAGAACCGUGCUAUCACCAAGAUACUUGGUGACUGGUGGGCCGCACUCGACGAGCAGGAGAAGCAUUGCUUUACGGAUCUGGCACAGCAGAACAAGGACGCUUUCUUCAAUGCGAACCCCAACUUCAAGUGGUACAAACUGCCGGCUCCGCCGCUGCGCACGCUGGCCACCCGUCCCAGCAACGCGGCUGGUGGACUUUUUGUCCCCAGCGAGGAUCAGUCGCUGCAACAGCAGCAGGUGCCGACUCCAGUACAACUGCAGUGGGCGGAUCGGGGCGACAUGCCGCGAGCUCUGCUGCGCCGCAACUACUUCAAGCUGGCGGAUGAAACGCAGAUGGGCGAGUUAAGCUCGCUAUUGCAAGUCCAAGUGCAGGAGAAAGACUACGCCCUGCAGCAGGUGCUCAGCGAGACCAGCCAGUUUUUAUCCGCCCACAUGCCAGGUGCCAAUUCGAAUUCGAAUGGGAAUGGCCACAAGCGCUCUUUGCUGGACAGCAACUCGAGCCACUCCAGCGAAGAGGAGGCGGUCACCAAUGGGUCACCCUGCAAGAAGGCCAAAUCCGUGCGCUCCUGCAAGGGCAAGAUUUAUCAGGAGCUGGUCAACUCCGGUCAACUUGCGGCCAUAUCCAAAAAAAGCAAGGCUCGCUCGCCGCCGGCAGCAAACCUGGGUGGAAAUUUUGUGGACAUCCCCGUGGAUGCGGUGCCGAAUACCCCACCCGUUUCGCCCCCGGAACACCAAGACAGCAGUCCGGAUUCCAUGCAAAAGCAUCCGAGGAGCGCGUCUGAGUCCAGCAGCAGUGGCUUCUUCGACCUAGAGGAGAAGAUUAAGGAGCUGCCAGCCCUCAGCUUGGAUGCUUACUUGCAGCGCAAGCGCAGCACAAAAAAGAAGAGGAAAUUCAGCGGCAGCAAGAAGCAGAGAAAUUCGAACAGCUUCAGUGGCGGAUCGAUGGCCUCUAAUACAGGAGCAGCGGCUACCGCGUCCAAAGGAGCAGUCAUUGCAGCCAGCGAGAACCUGGUGAAGAUUAAGCAGCAGCAGCAGCAACUGCAGGCCGUGGGCAGCCAGCGGCGCAAGGCGCGCAAGGAGAGCAUCACGCGGCGUGAUGUCAGUGCCAUCGAGCAGGAGGUGGCCUCCAUCCUGCCGCUGACCAUCAACGGAAGUUACUACUUCAAUCAGAGUGGUGCUCCCAAGGCCGUGAGUGCCUCGGCCACCUCGUCGUCGACCUCGCCACCACUGUCCUCGAACUCCUCGUCGUCGUCCUCGUCGCUUUCCUCGCAAGCGGCCUUCGACGUGACCUCCUCUACCUCAGAUCUACUCAUUCUGGCCGAAGUGGCCGCCAACCGCACUGAGCUGACCAAGUCCAACUAGCGCCAGCAGCACCACUAACACCACCAGCACCAUUGGCUGUUCAGCAUUACCACCAAAUAGUUAGCCCAAAACCGAAAACCAAACCGCAAGCUGUACGACAGUCUUCGCAACGUUAAAUUUUGUUCUGACGAAAUAUUCAAAAUAUUGUCUUACCAAGAAGCAUGGUCUUUAAAGGAGGAAAAAGAUGCAUAGAGUAAAAGUUAUCAUGUAAACAUUUUUAACAGGGAAGAAUGGAAAUGCAAUUUAUAAUUCAAUUUUUUUAAUUGAUAUUUCUGAAGCAGAAAUAUUCUAAAUAUUUCAUUUCUAACCCUUCAAAACUCUUAACAUUUUUUUCAAGAAAAGGCAAAAUUACCCAUUCGAUACUUACAAUGCAUUGAGCUAUUGGCUGGUGGUGCUAAAUGGAGAUGGAGAAACAGACAUUCGUUGAUCUACAAUUUAGUUAAUAAUAUUAUUUAAAAACAGAAAAGCGAUCCAGAAGAAGGGAUUUAUGUAUUGUUUGUUAUGAUGGCGGCAUACGACUAACCGCAUCAGUUUCACGCGCAUGUAUCUUUAUAUUUUGUAUUUAGAUAACUUGUUCUGUUUUUUUCUUGUUAAGUUUCACCUUUUAUUGGGCCGCGUUCGUAUAAGCAGCAACAGCCGAACGCUCAUUAAAUGUUAAUAUUAUUUCUAAUAUGUAGUCAUAAUUUAUUGCUAUAUUUGUCAAAACGCAAACAAUUUGCAAACAAAAAUAUAUUCAUUUUAAAGUGGA
Messenger RNA from Drosophila ficusphila, 3650 nucleotides. RefSeq lists its product as uncharacterized. Bases 236 to 2902 code for a protein of 888 amino acids. Gene Ontology annotation, biological process: regulation of transcription by RNA polymerase II. Gene Ontology annotation, cellular component: nucleus. NCBI's taxonomy places the organism in Eukaryota, Metazoa, Arthropoda, Insecta, Diptera, Drosophilidae. The record is from RefSeq and is a predicted model, not a curated record. The transcript has 3 exons. Gene Ontology annotation, molecular function: DNA-binding transcription factor activity, RNA polymerase II-specific; RNA polymerase II transcription regulatory region sequence-specific DNA binding.